Saimiri boliviensis boliviensis (Bolivian squirrel monkey) is the source of this 1603-nucleotide messenger RNA. It is a transcript of the gene C4H6orf141, whose product is annotated as chromosome 4 C6orf141 homolog. NCBI's taxonomy places the organism in Eukaryota, Metazoa, Chordata, Mammalia, Primates, Cebidae. The record is from RefSeq and is a predicted model, not a curated record.
GGCCUGGGGCUGAUCCAAUCUCCUGCUCUCGCGGGCAGGGAGUCCGGGGCGGCCGCGGAGUCCACACCCAGGGGUGGCUGAUCCCGCGCUUCCCGGAGCCUAGCAGGCGCUCGCUGCCUGAACCGGUCAAAGAAAGAACGAAUUCUUUUGCCAGGAUGGGGACCCGGGGGCCUCAGGGAGCUGCGAAUCCCACGGACUCCUCCCCCAGGCCUUUCCCGCGCGAGGGGGAGCGCGGGACUCCGCUGGCUCCCGGCGCCCCGAAUCCCGGGACGGCAGGGAAGAGCCAAAGCCUGGGCGGCGGGCACGAGGACAGGUCGGCAGGUCGGGCCCUCGGACCUCGGGCCGGAGAGGAAUUGGACCGUGAGUCCUGGGUCAGAGAGAAAGUGCUCUUUCUCCUGCACCCAGAGAGGUGGUUAGGGACUCAGGGGGACCCUGCACGGGAAGCGAUGGCCGGGGGAGAGGACCAGGGCCAGGAGCCCAGCUGCUCUUCUCAUGUCUUUCAACGAGAACAGCGAAUUUCUGGCAGGCGUGUAGCCCCGCCGCGGGACCCAGCAGACCCACCCAAAUACGUGCUGGUGCGGGUGGAGGAUUAUCAGGUAACGCAGGAAGUGUUGCAGACCUCGUGGGCCAAGGGUCGCGUGACCACGAGGACUGAGGAGCACUCUGUGACCGCGCUCACUUUUCGCAGCAGUAGAGAGAGACAGCCUGGGGGGCGCCGGGGCCCCUGCUGAACCCCGGGCUCUCCAGGCACGGAGAAAGGCACCCCGCGUCCACGCCGCGGAGAGGAGGGUUUCACCAUCUCCAGGGAGCUGGCUCGAGGAGAUUACACUUUAAAGAGGAGCCCGAGAAAUGUUCCGGGACGGUGGAUGAGCGAUCAUCCUUAAAAGAAAAUGCUUUUCUGGGAACUCCAAGCUGCAAUUAACCUGCAGAAGGAACCUUUCCAGAGGCUGGCGCAGCGCUUCAGAGAGGCAGAUAAGAAUUGUGCUCCUGACCCAAGCAGAACCCUGUCAUGGGAAGAGCCUGAGAAAUCUUAACCCAUUUACAAGUGACCUGGGAAUGCAUCCAAAAGUGAAUUGGCAUCCUCAACACUAAGAAAUCUGUGAGAAUGGCUGGGCCUUGGCUGUUCGAUCUUACCUCUACUCCACUGAAAAAUAAGAUUAUCUAAAAUUGUGUUUGGUGGAUGAACCACAUCAAAGACUUCCAGAAGCCACUCCAGUGACCGGAAGACAAAUGUCAGAAUUGCAUAGCCACCAGGAUCAGGCAAGUGUCACACUCUCUUAAAACUCUUUGUUUACAGCCAUCAUCUCCUCUCGGGAAUAAUUACAUUUGACUUGCUACUUAUUUUUGGUGGACGUUACCAGUGUGUGGUGAUAAAACUUGACAUGGCUCUUUGCUUUGAAAAAGAAAAAAAAAAACAACUUUUUCUUUUAAUAAAAAGUUAUACACACUGCAUAAAAUUGGGGAAAUAAGAAGAAAAAGAAAAUUAUUAUUAGAGAAACAAAAAUGUACAGAUAACCCCAAAUCUCUUUUAAUAUUUGGCAUGUUUCAAGUAUGAGUUUUUUGUUUUGUUUUGUUUUGUUUUUAUUUUAUAGAGAUAGUGCAC